CCCCAAGAAGUUGGCUACUACAAUCAUAUGAUAAAAUAAAAUUGCAGUACAGUUUCAGUCCCAAAGAACUCAGAAAAAAAGAAGAAAAAAAAAAAAGAUGGCUUUGAGAUUCUCUCUUUUCCUCUUCAUCUUUUCUCUAUGCUUCAUCUGUGAUUUUACAGCAAUAUCUGCACAAAGAGAUGAUGAAGAUAUGGUCAUUAAAACCAUGGAGGAUUUUUCUGGAUAUCCAAUUCAUGAACCUAACAACUAUCCCAAUUCCUUAUCUUCUUUAUCUGUCAACUCUGAAACUCUGCAGAAACAGAUAGAUGAGCUAGCAACUUUCUCGGAUUCGCCUGCGCCUUCAGUCACUAGGAUCCUAUACAGUGAGAAGGAUGUAUUAGCAAGGAGGUAUAUUAAAGAUUUGAUGGAACUUUCUGGUCUCUCUGUCAAAGAGGAUGCCGUGGGGAACAUUUUUGGUCGGUGGAAUGGCUAUGAACCUGAGCUUGCCCCCGUUUUAACUGGCUCUCACGUUGAUGCUAUACCAUACUCCGGGAAAUAUGAUGGCGUGGUUGGUGUUUUGGGUGCAAUAGAGGCCAUCAAUGUGCUAAAGCGGUCGGGUCUCAAGCCUAAGAGGUCACUAGAAGUGAUUAUGUUCACCUCAGAAGAGCCCACGAGGUUUGGGAUCAGCUGUCUGGGAAGCCGUUUGCUGGCAGGAAAUGUAGAACUUGCAGAACUUCUGAAGAAGACUGUUGACAGCCAGAAUAUUUCCUUUUCUGAUGCUGCCAAGUCUGCUGGUUACGCAAGUGCUAUGGGGGAUUUAUCUGAAGUCUUUCUCAAAAGAGGAAGCUAUUCUGCUUUCGUCGAGUUGCACAUAGAGCAAGGUCCCAUUCUAGAAAAAGAAGGUACUUCCAUUGGUGUUGUGACUGCAAUUGCCGCUCCAGCAAGCGUCAAAGUAACAUUUGAAGGCAAUGGAGGCCAUGCAGGAGCUGCACUAAUGCCAGAAAGAAACGACGCGGGACUGGCUGCUGCAGAGUUGGCUCUAGCUGUGGAGAAACAUGUACUAGAUUCAGGAUCCAUUGACACUGUUGGAACUGUUGGCAUUCUGACGCUGCAUCCUGGAGCAAUUAACAGCAUCCCAAGCAUGGCACACCUUGAAAUAGAUACACGUGACAUUGAUGAAAGCCGUCGAAAUCUUGUAAUUGAGAAAAUCCAUCAGUCAGCUUUGGCCAUCGCUAAGAAACGCAAGGUUAUACUCUCAGAAUUUGAAAUAGUGAAUCAAGAUCCACCAGCCCUUUCAGAUGAAUCAAUCACUAAGGCGACAGAAUUAGCAUGUCAAGAGCUAAAUUUAACUCACAAGAAAAUGAUUAGUCGAGCCUAUCAUGAUUCCCUGUUUAUGGCAAGAGUAUCCCCGAUGGGCAUGAUAUUCAUUCCUUGUUACAAGGGAUAUAGCCAUAAGCCUGAAGAAUUUUCAUCAGUUGAGGACAUUGCGAAUGGGGUAAAAGUUCUAGCAUUAACACUUUCCAAAUUAUCCCUUUCAUAAUGCCUCAUCUCUUAAUGUAGUGAAUACGUCCUACUGCUUCAGAGCAUCUGUAUUUUUACUUCUACAAGUAAUUUAGAGAGAGUGGAUUUUGCUCCUAUGUCUCUAUAGCAGUUGGCAUUGUUAACAAAUCAUUUCACUUCAUCUGUAACAGCCAAUUGCUUCCAUUUUUAGUUAUGUAGAAUAAUAAUUUAAAUGCAAGCAACUUCGUUAA
Lycium barbarum (goji berry) is the source of this 1730-nucleotide messenger RNA. Its product is annotated as ureidoglycolate hydrolase. The record is from RefSeq and is a predicted model, not a curated record. Lineage: Eukaryota; Viridiplantae; Streptophyta; Magnoliopsida; Solanales; Solanaceae. Gene Ontology annotation, molecular function: hydrolase activity, acting on carbon-nitrogen (but not peptide) bonds, in linear amidines. Bases 98 to 1519 code for a protein of 473 amino acids. The transcript has 12 exons.